Molecule: messenger RNA, 1551 nt
Organism: Miscanthus lutarioriparius
Lineage: Eukaryota; Viridiplantae; Streptophyta; Magnoliopsida; Poales; Poaceae
Source: the annotation of a GenBank genome assembly
AUGGGUUCAUCUGAGGAUGACUUCACCCCACUGUCUGAGUUGACCGUUGGAAUGAACAAAUGUAGAGUCCGGGUGCGCGUCUCACGGCUGUGGGAAUCCUUCAAUCCGAAAAAUGACAUAUCAUUUGGCCUUGACUGCCUUCUGAUCGAUGAUCAGGGUGAAACUAUGCAGGCACGUGUACUUCCUGACUAUAUAGACCAGUUUGAAGGGCAGUUAAUUGAAGGGAAGACUGUGGUCAAUGAGAUAGAAGGAGAUAUUGAUUCGAUACCCCUCCACAGCUUUGAGUUCAUUGAUUUUAAGAAUCUCCAUUCUAUGUGCGACGACAUUAGCAUAUUAAGAGAUGUUCUGGGCCACAUAGUAUAUGUUGGGGAUCUGCAGGAGGUCGAGAAAAAAUCCCGCACUAUAGAAAUUUGCAAUGCAACAAUUCAGAAUCUGAGUGGAAGGAAACUGGGUGUCACAUUGUACGGAGAUAUUGCUUGCGGUUUUGCUGAAGAUAUGCUUGAGAAAGGCCAAAAAGCCUCAGGUGUUGCUGUCUUUGCAGGGAUGCGCGUUGAAAGCUCACAUUCAGUUUGCUCUACAACAUGUUCGAAGUACUAUCUAGAUCUGGAAAUACCAGAGGUUCAGGAAUUCUGUGAGAAUCUAAGCAUUCAGCAAGAAAACCCUGUUUCAGAAAAAAGUCAAGCUCAGAAGUUAGCUGAGAGUUGGCGAACAAUUGAACAGCUAAAACGCCUCAAUCCAAAGGAUUACGACGAGGAUACCAAGUUUCUGUGCAGAGUCUCCCUGAUAGAUAUAGAUUGCACCAGUGGUUGGUGUUAUCUUGGAUGCAAUACCUGCUACAAGUCAAUGUACAGGGCCCCAAGAAAAUACAAGUGCAGCCGAUGUGGCCCGAUUAAGAGGCCAAUUAACUGGUACAAGCUGAAGACGAUGGUGCAAGAUGCCACCGGCACAAUGAACUUGAUGAUCUUUUGUGAGGUGGCGGAGGAGCUCGUUGGUGUCUCGGCGGAGGAGCUCGUUGAUGAGAUCGAGGAUGACGAGGAGUGGUUCACCCUGCCAGAUGAAAUCGAGGAUCUUCUUGGAUCGACCCACACCUUCCAAGUAUUCGACAAGCAUCUAAGCGGGAGCUUCUCGGUAUAUGCAAUCAUGGACGAUGAUACCGUCCCAGUCCCUGCUGCAACCACUAGUCAAUGCAAGGAGGAGAGUGUACCUGAGGGCAGUGUUAACGCAGCAGUCCCAUCUCCAGCCACUACUCAAUGCAAGGCGGAGCCUGGCAUGGCAGCCCCUGCUCCAGCCAUGAUUCCAUGCAAGGAGGAGCCUGUCCUUGAGGAAAAUUUUAGCAUGGUGGUCCCUGCUCCAACCACGAAACAUGAAUGCAAGGAGGAGCCAUUCCUUGAACACAGUGUUAACAUGGCAGUCCUUAAGCCAACCAUUACUCAAUGCAAGGUGGAGGAGCCUGUCCCCAAGGGCAGCGCUGGCACGGGAGAAGCAAGGUUGAAGUCCACUCGUCUCCAGAAGCCUAACAAGCGUCUGCUAGGGGAUGACUGGAUCAACUAA